This is a messenger RNA of Sungouiella intermedia, 1443 nucleotides long. Lineage: Eukaryota; Fungi; Ascomycota; Pichiomycetes; Serinales; Metschnikowiaceae. The record is from the annotation of a GenBank genome assembly.
AUGAGUAAACUGUUUCUAUCCAAGAUUAAGUGGGGAGUCACGCUUAUCACCGUGGCUCUCAAUUUCUUUGUCUACUUUUACCCCAACAUCGUUAACGACUUUGACCAAUGUCUGUGGAAAGGCACCCAGCUUAGAAGUAAGCAUGACUUCAUCAAUGAUGUGCUUCCACUCAAUCUGAAUUGGGUACAGAUGCUUCUACUUAACUUCCCAAGCUUGCAAGAGGAGCAGGAACCACUCAUUUAUGAUAACGGCAAGGUCUCUGACAUUCACAUGCUCACGUUUGGAGACCCCCAGAUCAAUGGAAACUGGAAAUCUACUCCAUACAUCAAACGUCUCGAUAAUUUUGGGAACGACUACUAUUUGGGCCAUAUCUACCGACUCAUGCAAGAAAGAUUGCAUCCCAGUCAUGUUGCUGUCAUGGGAGACCAAUUUUCGUCGCAAUGGAUCUUGGACUCUGAGUUCUACAACAGAACUUAUAGGUUUGUGGAAAGGCUCUUUCCACGAGACGAUUUGCACAAGCUGACGGUGAUCGAAGCGUGGAAAAAGCACGAGGACUACGACUGGGAGGCGUGGAUGCAACAGGAAGAAUUAUUAGACCCUGAAGACCGAUUCAAAUCAAGAACUUAUUAUGAUACGUACGACUGGUACAAGCCUGAGAGCAAAUUGCCCAACAUUGAAAACCCACUUUUCAUUAACUUGACUGGAAACCAUGAUAUUGGCUACAGCGGAGAUGCUACAUGGCAACACAUGGCCAGAUUCCAUUUACUUUUUGGCCAGAACAACUAUGUCAUCUACUACAAUAAGGGAACACCAGAAGAAUGGAGAAUUGUUGUACUUGACUCGCUCACUUUGGAGGGUCCAGCACUUCAAGAGGAAUUCAGAAACUACACAUGGGACUUUUUGCAAAAACUUGAUGAUUCAAACUCGGAGUUUCAUGGUUCCACGGUUCUUUUCACUCAUAUCCCUUUCUACAAACGGGAAGGGCUUUGUGCUGAUGGACCAGAACACAAAUACUAUGUUGACUACGAAAGAGAGCCAUACAAGAAUGGCAAGCUCCGGUCCCAGAACCACUUGUUGUAUGAAACAUCCCAAAAAGUAUUGAACAUUGUGUUUCCUAACAAGGACAAAGAGGGUAUUAUCUUGACUGGCCAUGAUCACGUUGGCUGUGAUUCGUGGUACAGUCAUGUGAAUGACCACUGGGUGGCAGAUAAAGAGGCACAGCCAGGAGACAGAAAGCCAAUCCACGAGGUGGUAGUGAGAGCAAUGAUGGGAGAGUUCGAGGGUCAGACCGGAUUAGUAACUGGUCAAUUUGACUAUGAGGAGAAAGCCUGGAAGUUUAAUUUCUCAUACUGUUCUUUUACUGUUCAGCAUAUCUGGUGGGCAUCGAAGGUUGCAACAUUGUUGUCGAUUCUCUUGCAUUCUGUUGCAUUUGUUCUUAAGUAG